AUGGUCAAUAACAACAAAAGGCAUAUAAUAGAUGUCAGUGAUGAAGAUCACCAGACAAAGACUCCGAGAUAUUCCCCUGAAACUGGGAUUAAAAGUUCAGCUUUUGGAUACGUUGAUAUCAAAAAGUUGGAACAUAGUGCUAGGAUGUUACAAAAGAAUAUUAAGAUUAUUUUGGAUGACGCUCCAAAUGUUGAAAAUUUGAAUAAACUUAUGACAGCAAAAGAAAUUGAUUCUUUGACUUUUGAUAACUUAAAAACGAAUAAAUUAGUACAUUUAUCAAGUAUAUUGAAGUCAUUAUAUGAAUUUGGCAACUUGGAAAUAUUUGACUCCAUCUUAGAAAAUAACAUCAACGAUGAAAGGUUAAUCAUCAAUGAAAAUUUUGAAAGACAUGACUUGAAAAUGGUAACAAGUGAAAAUUUCGACAAUGAUGAAAUCAAUUCAGUGGACUCACCUUUAAGGACCCCGGUAGUUCAAGCAUCUUCUCAUUUGAGAUUGGAAACAAUUUCCUCUCCUGAAAAUUCAAACAUAAGUGACAAUCAUAGCAUAGGCAUUCAUGACCAAUCCAAAAACGACACAUAUAAUGACUCAGAUAACACUAUACCUAAAUUACCAUUGAUUAAAGAUCCACAUUUGUACGCCAGAGUUUUCAUUCAUAAAUCAACUAUAAACAACAAGAGCUAUUUAUCGCAAAGUGAAUUGAUUAGCUCACAUAAUGAAAGGUUAGAAUUCUUGGGAGAUUCAGUAUUGAACAAUAUAGCGACUAUCAUAUUGUACACAAGAUACUCUUCAGCAUCAGAAGGUGAAUUAUCUAAAAUGAGAUCUUUAUUGGUCAACAAUGUGACAUUGGCAGAAUUUUCCUUGAUCUAUGGUUUUGAUAAAAAAUUGAAAUCUAAUAUCAAUGAUGCCAUUUUAAGACAAGGUAAGCAAAAAAUCUUUGCCGAUAUUUUUGAAGCCUAUGUGGGAGCUUUGGCAAUGGAAAAUCAUGAUUAUGAUGAAAUCAAAAACUGGUUGUACAAGUUAUUCUUGAACCGUUUGAACAAAUUCGAUAAUGAAAUCAAAGAAACUGAAGAAGUGAAUAAAGAUGCAAAAUCAGAAUUAUACUCUUUGGUUGGUUCAGCAUCUUUUCAUCCUACUUAUAAAGUGAUAAAAACUGGUGACGGUGCAUCUAAACCGUUUGAAGUGGACUGUAUGAUGGGGCAUGAGAUCCUUGGUACCGGAAUAGCCCCAGGUUUAAAAGAAGCUGGUUUGAGAGCUGCAAUGAUCGCUUUGAAAAAUAAACCUUUAUUGGAAAAAUACAUCCAGCUCAGAGUCAGUAGUGACAGAUCUCAGACUGCUAUUAGUGUUAAUGAUACUCAAAACACCAAUACGGAAGAAUCUAAAUUUUCUGAUUCUAGUAAUGAAUCGAGCUUAGCUUCUGGAUUUAAGGAAUUACCUUUGAUCGCUAAUAAUGAUGAUGAAUUUGACAUAAAUGCCAGAAACAAACUAUACGCUAUUUUAUCUAAACAUUACACAUCAAUACCAGAAUAUGACUGUGAAGAAACUGAUGACAAGCUCUUCAAAGCUCAUUUGAAAAUUAAUAAUCACUUAUUUUCAGUAGCUACUGAUGUUUCCAAGAAGAGGGCUAUGGCAAGAGCUGCCAAGAUAGUAUUAGACAAUUCGUCAGUUUUACACCAACUAGCUAAAUAG
Molecule: messenger RNA, 1686 nt
Organism: Yamadazyma jaroonii
Lineage: Eukaryota; Fungi; Ascomycota; Pichiomycetes; Serinales; Debaryomycetaceae
Source: the annotation of a GenBank genome assembly